CGACUACGUCAUGGGAUUUUUCCCUGUCUUUCCGAGAAUUCGAAAGUGCUUCGUUCAGCUCGCUCCGUGAUCUAGGCUCUGCAAAAGAAUCGUGAAGAUUUCACCUUUGUUUUAUACCUGAAUGAAACAUAUCAUGUCAGAACAGAGGAAGAAACUCGACUUUAUCGAAAAUGUAAAGAGAAAAGUUGCUUCAAACCCCAGGCUAUGGUUUAUAGCUUCACACCCUACGCUAUCGAUUAUAUUCUUCUCGUUUCUGGUAACAGCGUUUUUGGUUUCAUUGACUCUUAGUAUUAUUUUGGCAGUUAGGCUUGGACAAGAAUCAUCAGAAACCAAAGGUAGGUGCGGAUACCAUUAAGGGUAAUAGAAGGAACUUUAAAAACUUUAUCUUCCGUCCUGGCUCCUUUGGCUCCGUUUCCGAACUGAACCAACUUACUAGGGAGGGAGCUUUCGCAACGACGUUAGCAACAGCUCUUAAACAAAAACCGUGUGCAACUCUUCACAUGCAACACACUUCUGGUACAACAGAUGAAAUAGUCUAGAAAAACGCUAAUUCAUUUUCAAUGAGUCUUUUUGUUGCAAUCGCCGUGGUUUUCAGCUGAACCAGUGGCGUACCUCAAGGCAGCCUUGUUAAUAGACAAGAAAAAAAAUCGUUUCACCCUCUUUAUUCGUGCAUCCACCAAAAAUUAUUGUUUUGUCCACCAAUAUGGCUGCAUGCUUUGUUGCGUGAUAGAAAAAACCAGCAAUAUGCUUCGCUCAGCAAUUUUUUUUCUUCGCUUAGCAAUUUUUUAGGUGGCUCCCCACCACAGCUGCCCCCGCUCUGUAUAUUAUCGGUCAAUAGUAUUCUUGCUCGUUAAUUGUGUAGCUCUUUGAAAUAUACCGAUUCAUAAUGAAGAUUUUCACACAUAAUCCAUACAAUUGGUGAGAUAAAUACAGGAAACGCAAGGUUCCAUGCACAGUUUCAGUUCGAUUUACACAGCUUUGAUCAAAACAUUCUCAGUCUCGAGAAUAGUUUAUUCUAAACCAUAAGAAAAGAUUUAAUUAGAAGUUGAAUUUUUCCCUAUUUCACUUCGACGUUUUACAUUCAGUUCAUUUCAUUUGCCGGAAAGUAAGCCUUAGAAAUUAAAAGGAUGUUUGAUCAAUUCACGCUCGCGCAUUCUAGUCUUAUUUUAAACUUUAUAGCGGAAGGACAUCUGUGAGCAGGGAAUAAGUCAGCACAGAAUUUGAUUGUCGGUGAAUUUGUGUAAUCGUCCAUCGUUCUUCUAGUGAUAAGCUAACUGUUGCUCACUCGUCUUGCUUGUUUGGGGCUGAGUCUUAGUCCGGUCAAAGAGAGAGAAAGAAUGUCUGGCAAGGUUUCCAAUCAAAGAUUUGUGAACCUCGUGUCUAGCAAACUCUCCAAGUGUUUAUGUAUACAUAGAACAAAGCUUAUAACUUCAUCUGCGCUUAACGAGUGUCUUUUGAUCCAUAACGUUCAAAACAACAGCUCCACAGAAUGUCACUGAUAACACGUAACGAAGUAUGACUGCACAAUAAAUGUCACAAAAUCUACCUAAGCGGUCCCUUCGGGAUUUUCUGUCUUCUGGGCGAAAUCCCUGCGGGGGCAAUAACCCUAACUAUCUAGCAUACGAUACAGAAGGAAAUCUAGUUACUUUGUCUUUGCGAUUUGGUUCACGAAUUUCACCGCUAAGUCUACCUAUGUAAAAAGGCUCCUUUGUCAAGUUUCAUUCGAAAAGUACGAAAGCCAUUGUUAAAGCUGUUCAUUAGUAAUAUAACGGUGAUAUCUCGGCUAUUUGAAAAGGAGAGAUGGCGGAUUCAAUUUUAUACCAAACACUGGAUGUUUUCUUCGAAAUACUUCACCAUUCUAGCCAAAAUUCGAGCCUUGGUGGUCGCUACUCGUGCGGAUGGCGAUCAUCGGAGAUGAAGAUGGUGGUUGUGCAAGGAUGGCGAUAAGCCCUUCAUUUCCUGAUCUGCUGUACCGACUGUUUGCAGAUCUUUAGAUGCAAGCCCACUUCCGGAUACGUUUUCAACCUUGUUCCUCUUUAGGGAUAAUUUCGACGGCGACGUUUUUCUUUAAAAGUGGAUGUUACUAAACCGGGAACGGGGAGCGGGGAGCGGGGAGCGGGGAGCGAGGAGCGGGGAACGGAAGUGUGGGAACGAGUUGUCAGCGGAAACCUCCAUAAAAAUCCAAAAUGGCCGGUAAGGAUCAAGAACCCGGUAAGAUCGAUGAUAGAGAAGCGUCGAAACAACAUUAUUAGUAAAAUAUCGACCUUGUGACCUUAAAGGUCGAUAUUUUACUAAUGAACUAUAUGCUCAUGAGGUGCUUGAAAUAAUACGGAGGUAAUAAUGUCAUGACAUUUUUCACCUUUUUGCGUUUUACUAAACAACAAAAUAUGCUCCAACAGCAGUUGAAAGAAGAUACAUUCGGGACAAAAACUCUCAAAGCACAGCCAUAUUUGGAACUCAAGCGAAUCUAUACUGGGUCUAACUCACAAAGCAAUGAACUACUUUUGCUUGACGCUUUUCGUAGGGUUUUGGCUUAAAUACAUGCUGAAAGAUAACGUAGAUCGAAGCAGCCAGGUGUAUUUCCUCGACAGUAAUAGUGUAGCAGUGAAGCUCCUUCCUAGCUGUAGCGUUUUUUCAAGCCCAAAUUAAAACAUGUUGGCGAUGAGAUAAAACUGUAAGUCUAAUAAUAUUAUAUUUUAUAUUUACAAACCUAUGAUGAGAAGUAAGUGCAAUUGUAUUAUUUGAAAAGAUAAGAUGGAUCAGGCUAUUUAAUACAUCAAUAAAAGGCAACUUUAAACAUAUUAACGGGCAAUGUGCCAGGAACAUCAAUCAUACCUUGGUCUUAAAGAUGUCAGUUGUUUCAAAGCAAAUGGCUAUGCCGUGGUUUUAUUUUAUUAUAUCCUAGGUGUAAAUUUUGCUUCCCUUUGUUUGGGGGUACGGUAAUAUGAAUUUUAUGAUUAUGAGUUCAAAACAAAGAGAAUAAAAUUCAAACUUAGGAUAAAAGUGAACCACAACUGAGCUGCAAUAUUAAGUGUUGCAAGUAUACGUGGGGGAAGUACUUUAAAGUCUUUGGUUGGAAGGUACUUUCUAAAGGCUAGCUGUUAAAAUAUGCAUGGUAAGUAUACUUCCUCUGUUUAGCCCUCUGGAUGCUUUUUUUUUCUAGGGGGACUCCUUUAAUGUUUUUGCAGAGGGGAGCUCUGCCUCUCUUUAAUGAACAUUAUUUUUACUGUGGAGAAAAAUAUUUCAAGCUCAGUGUAAAACUGAAUGUAUCAGUGACUUAAACCAGUUAAUAUUGUCAAGCUGCUUUAUUAACUUGAUUCAGUGAUAUUGCAGUGCACCUACCAUCAAGCAUCACAUCAUCAAUGUUGCAGAGGUUGGCAGCUUAUUAGAAGGUGGUCGAUAAGCCUUCUAGCAAGCUGUCUGUAGUUUUGGAAAUAAAGAGUCUAAGGUCUUACAUAAGUGAUGGGAGGCAAAAGAUUGGAGUGCCGAUAUGUUUUUCAGUAAACACGGGCAACUGUAUGUGUAUAGUGGCCACAUUACGCUUACUCAGUGCAUGUAAAAUAACACAAUAGAUCUUGCUACCCAUUUUCCCUGAUUUUAUUUCCCCUCCAGGGGACAUAAUUUCUUUUAACAUAUCGGGGUUUUCAAAAAAGGGGCAAGAAGCUUUUAAAUGAAUUUUAACUCAUUUAAUGAAGCACAGUACCAAAGAAAUUAAAGAGAAGAAUCAGACUAGAGUAACAGUAACCCAGAGGGGAGUGGGGGGGGUACUCACCAAAGAGGCUCUGCCCCAGGGACCAACCCUUUACCCUUUGUAUGUACCAUUUUAGACAGAAAAGGUACCCCUUUUGUAUACCCUCUAAUGACAAAUGGUACCCCUUUCACAUACCUAAUUUUGAACUCUGCAUCCCUUUUUAACUGCUGUAAAUACACCAUCUUUACAAUAUGAAUAAAUAGCUAAAACAGGUUUUCUUGUCUCUCACAUCCAUAAAAUGCAUCUGUGACUGAUCUCAUUUUGGUCCCUUUCAUAUACUUAAACUAUAAAAACCCCUUCCCUUUCAUGUACUGAAGCCUGAAAAAGGCUUCAGGCUCUGUUUAGGCCAUUAUAGUACCCCCUCCUCCUGCACCGAGACUGACAGUACUUGAUACAGCGAUAUUGUAUGGUAUGAAUUGCACCAAACGUUUCGUGCCCAUGAAGAGGUACUUUGAUUAUUUUACGACAUUUUUCUUCAAAAGGGAGGGGUUUGGGAUCUCAUUCUUAGGGGGGCGGGGGGUUAAUUGAGGCUCUGCAGUGAGUGAGAGUGUGUGCAUUCAAUGCAAUCCAAUGGUUUUGAUUCAGGAAAGGGUCGUCAGGGGUAUUUUGCAGAAAGACAAAUGGCCAGUGUACGACUUUGAAGCAGUUACUGAUUAGGGUGAGGAAAAUGAGUGAAUUAGGUUCCAUUAGGGUCAUUAUACUGGGCAAACUGACCUGAAACAAAUUGUUUUACAAAAUAAUAAAAUGAUAUUAUUUUAUUUUCAUGGAUCAGUGAAACACUUCAAUAUCGUGAAUGCUUGCAGUGUAGUGGAUCUAAUAAUAUUAAAAGCAGAACCAGAUUGUUAAAGUAGUCUUACUAAUUAUGUGAUGACGUGGUCAAUAACAUUUUUCAAAGCAGUCAUCUCUAUCAAAGGAAAUAGAAGAAGUCUGCACACAAGCUACUUGACUACUUCAAUGUAUGUUAUCUAUCAUGGAAAAGUAGUUUAUUGCUUUGUGGGCUAGACUCAGUAUAGAUUCGCUUGAGUUCCAAAUAUGGCUGUACAUGUGCUUUGAGACUUUUUGUCCCGAUUGGCUUCUUUCAACUGCUGUUGGAGCAUAUUUUGUUUCCUACGAAUAAUUGUUUAGUAAAACGCAAAAAGGUGAAAAACGUCAUGAACUUAUUACCUCCGUAUUAUUUCAAGCACCUCAUGAGCAUAUAGUUCAAGAAAAAUAACGCCGUUGUCGGUUAAGUUUGUUUCGACGGUUCUCUAUCAUCGAUCAUCGGCCAUAUUGGAUUUUUAUGGAGGUUUCCGCUGACAACUCGUUCCCAGACUUCCGUUCCCCGUUCCCCGCUCCCCGCUCCCCGCUCCCCGCUCCCCGUUCCCCGUUUUAGUAACAUCCUUUAAAAGCCUGCGGUAAAAGAUGGCGCCGAUCAAAGUACAUCACGUCCUGAGCUGCACGUACAAGACCGUAGUUCUCGACGGAUAACCUACUGUUGCUUUCGUCAAUGGUCAAUCUACACUGAAUCUAUGACUCAAAAAUUAUUUUUCGUUGUGCAAAAACAUUUUCUAGUGCACCUUAUGCGUUAAAGAACUUUUGAAAAGGAAAAAAUACAAGGAUGUUGGUUCGUCGAUGGAAAGGUUCCUUCGAUCAGAAUGCAAGUUAAGUAGGAAACCUUUCUUCUGAUAAGUUUUUCAAACAAUGUGAUAGAGUCGGCAAAACAAAAAAAAAAUUUACUUACUGUUAUCUUGCCUUAAAGCCACUUCUAUAAUUUCUUAAUCAAAUCAAACGUAAGAGAAAUGAAGUGACUGAGAAACGCCGCCGGUGAAGACAUUCUUCAGUGAUUGUUCGGGACUUGGCUAGAUCUUUCAGAUCUUUUCACUGACCGUGAACCAAAGGCCAGAAACAAUAACAUUGCUUCCUUUAGGGUUAGUGUACUUAUUUCUUUGUUUCUUUGUAAAGUUUCCAUUCACCAUUUACUUCUACUGUUUUACGUUUGUCUACUUUUGAAGAGAAAGAAUUCAUAUCUUUGGAAAAUUUCUGCUUCGUUUUUACAUACAAUUCAGGCUCUUAUGGAGAUCGAUAGUGACUUUGUAACCGGUGUAAUUACUGGGCUGCCUGUGCGGCCCAGUCAUAAAAUGGGCUUUCGGUCGUCUGCGGCGAAAAACGGCCUCCCGGGGGAGGGAAGCCACGAGGGUCUGGUACCGAGAAACGAUGUUCUCACAAAUGGUUUCAUAUGAUUUUCUCUUGCACGAACCCUUGCACGGAUACUUUUUGUACCUCGUCUGCGCUCCCCCUGAAAAACCCACAAAGCGUUGCGGACCUGAAGAAGGCUAUUUGCGUUACGCUACGUCAUAACCAAAUUUUAUCGGAUGGAUAGUUUACCAAAUUUUCUUACCCAUGGUGCUCCGCUGGCGCGCUUCGCGCGCGAGAGCUCCGCUAUAAAUGAACCAUAGGGUUUUAACUAAUAUAAGGGACAAUUAUUGUGCAUUGAGAUGAAUCGCUUGAAAAGAGAGACUUCGCUUGAAGAUAUGAUCAGAAGUAAACAAAGGCAUAAUAGUGCGUCACGUUCAGUCUUUUUAAUAUCCAAGGAGUCACUGUGAAUAGUGUUUCCAUAUUGUUUAGCUGGCACAUAAACUUCGGACGAGUUAUAAAGCGGCAUAGUUAUCUUCCAUGAAGAAAAGUUCGUCUUGGGUGAGACAAACAGAACUGGAGCGAAUUUUUAACUCGCAUCGGUAUCAGGUAAAAAAUAUGUUAUCGAUCGUUUCAUCUAUUUACAUUGUUUGAAGUGCGUGCUGGUGAACGCAAUAUGCGAGCGAGAAAUCUUUAAACUUUUUUAGGUCUCAAAAUGCAAAGGAUUUUAUUCCUUUAAGUUAGAGAAAAAUACCAUGAGGAAAAUCUUAAAACUGAAUAUUUUUCAUCUUGUGGAAAAAAUAGUGCGUUUUCUUGUAGACUGUGGACGGCAAAUUAGGAUAGCACUUUUCACAAACAUGCGAAUUCUGAAGUUCAGAAGCCAACCGACGAUUGCGUUUUUCGCAGCUGUCAAUCAUCUUAACGGACCUCUUAGGAAACAAAACUUUACUUCAAGGGUUCAAAAGGUCAUGGUUUGUGAUUUGUGGAUUUCGAUCCGUUUUGUGUGUUUCUCUGUUUCAAGGUUCGUUGCUUGUGAUUGUAAUUAUGAUUGACGGCAGCGAUAAACACAAUUGUGAAGGUGGCUUUUGAACUUUAGAGUUCGCAUGUUUGUGAAAAGCGCAGUAAAGUCUCCGUGCAGUCAGUGAGGCCCCUGGAUCAGGCGGGAUCAAUGGGCAGUUAACUGUCUGUUUUAGUAUACUUCUGGCUUUCAUACAAUACAAUAUUUCUGUCUAGUGUAAAUCAGCUCAGUCUGUCGCAUUUUAUGCUCGUAGAACGACAACAAUUUUUGGAAUUUCCAGUUACGUCAAAUUAGUCACGUUAUACUGUCACACUAUAUUUUGGGGCACAGAGGGAUUGGGGGAGGGGUACGUGGAAAUAAUGCAAAUUGUUUCCUGCUUAGAAUUAAUGGCUAACUUGUUUAUUUUUAUUCAUUAUGGUGGAAUUUAAAAGUUAAUAUACAGCCCCCACUUAAAAAUGGUACUCUUUUUUUUGGUUACGAAAGUCUUUCAAAAGGGUACAAUGUUCUGUAUGAGUUUAUGUUUCAGUCUCACAUGAGGUUCUGUCGCAUGCAAUGGUUGCCGACAAGGUUUUAUGGUAACCUGAGUGUGUAUAGCCGCCCCCUCCCUUCAGGAAAAAUAGUUCCUUUGCAGCCCAGUUAAAGGGAACCUCCACUCUUACUACAGAAUAAGUUUAAAUCGAAUAAAAUUAUGUUGAUAAACAUAUUUGUUCGAAAUUUGUCUUAAAAAAAGUUUUUAUAUCAGGAAAAGUGAAUUUUAAAAUCGCUUAUUUUCACUUUCAAAUUUCGCGGGCGCCGCCAUCUUGAAUAAUUGUGACGUGUUACGGUUGCUCUAUUGUUCUGACACAAAGAGCUUUUGUUUAAUAACAAUAGGGCAACCAUUACACGUCACAAUUAUCCAAGAUAGCGACGCCCGCAAAAUUUGAAAACAAAAAUAGGCGAAUCUAAAAGUUAUUUCUUUCGGAUACAAACGCUUUCUUAAAAAAUAUUUUAGAUUGACUUGACUGUAACAGUUAUUUCCUGUGAUUUAAAGUUAUCUUUUUGUUGAAGUGGAGGUUCCCUUUAAAAAUCGCCUUUCGGCGAUUCUUGUUUAACAUUGUCUCCUCUCAUGAAUGUUUGACCUACACUAACCAAACUUUUUGCACAAUUAGCUUCAACAGAAAGUUAAUAAAGGUUUUUGGGAGGAAUAUUUCGAAACAAAGAGGCCAUAUUUGUUUUAUUUUUGUUUGGACGUCGCGCGGAUUUUAAAGCUCGCGCCAUACUAGUGCUCAGGCUGCGCACGGCCAAUUUACUCUAGGGAGCCACCUUAACUAUGAUUGUACAUAUUUAGCAAGCACAUUAGGGUUCACCUAAAAAGUGAUAUUAUGUAUAUUGUUUUUCAUUUAUGUUACGAAAAAUGAACAGACUUACCAACAACUCCAAGGAUUUUCUAGAUCAAACGACAAUUACAGACAAGUAUGCCAUAUUGAAACUGUAAUCUGCUAACUGAUUCUGGCCAUUUGUUUCAUACAAGGCCGCUUGCGCUUACAAUACAAUAAUUACAGAGCCUUUUAAAUUGCGGGAUAUCGUGUAAAUGUACUCCAGACCUGUAUUUUGCUAUAAAACCUCCAAACUGUUAUAAGCUUAAACUUAUACUUAUUUCUUGAUCCUCUGGCUCUCCAUAGUUGACCCGGAGGACUUGCGAAAUUUGUUCCCCACUCGAUUUGUUUGCAGCCCACGAUGUGAUGCCAAUGCUGUUUGUACAACAGACCCAACGAACAGGGAUCGUCAUGUCUGUGUCUGUAACAAUGGAUUUGAAGGGAACGGUUCUUUGUGCCAAGGUAACAGCUCAGAUUUUGCCGGGCCAAAUUCAGCCUAGGGAUCGAGUUCAGUUCAACCUAUUAAGCAAGGCAGUAGCACGACGUUUAAAACCUUUGUCACACGGUAAACACCCGCGAAUAAGAACCUAGUGGAUUAAGAACCUCCUGGAGGAAAUUUGCAGUUUACCCCAAAAUGCAAGAACCUGUUUAGCCAAGAAAGAUCAAGCAGGUUCUUAUAUGUGGGUUACAAUUAAAUUAUGAUAAACAAUUUAACAAAGGAGCGUAACUUUAAGAUAGAAAAGUAUAUCAAGAACAUACUGAACCAAACUGCAUGUAUACAAAUUCGGUAAUCAAUUGUGAAUAAAUACAGACUGUAUUUUCAAGGACCAAACCCAAACUGAUUAUUUUUCUGGUGAUCAACAAUCUGUUAUCUCCUUCAGAAACAUAAAAAAUCUAAUUAAGAAUCUACUUAUCCUAAAUUGCCAAUAAUUACCCAAAAAUUCAAGAAGCUAUUUUGUCAAACUCCACUUAAGUCAUUUCUUAUUUACGGGUGUCUACUGUACUUCACGGCAGUAGCAAGACCCAACGUCGUGUUCAAGAUAUUAGAACUGUGUCAGUUGAGAUGUUUUUACAGCAUCUACUCUCUGACACGUAAUGUACGUUUUUAAUUUUGACAAAUUUCUGGGGAUUUCGGGAUGUUUUAUAUGUUAUGUGUUCAAAGUGGCCGCCAGAAAAACGGGUAUGAAGAUUUUGGAACAUUUUUGUUCAAAAUAUUCUUUGCCUUAGACCCGGGAAGAAGACUGCUUGUUCAUUGAAAUUUGAGAUGGACUCUCAAAAGCUAAAAUCUUAAUUUCACAGCUGAACUCGGGUGGAAAAGAUAAAGCUGUAGGGGAGAUGCAAAAUAUCUAAGCGAUUUAUAGUCAGAGAGUGCAGAAGAUUGAAACACUUAAGCUAAAAAGUACUUACGCAAAUACGCACAUAGGGGCACAAGGGUAACUAUAGUGAAGGAAAGGGCAUUUUUUCUGAUAUCGGGACAGUUUAACUAGGCUUAUUUUCAACUUGAAUUUCCGGCAGACAUAGAUGAGUGCUUCUCCGAAGAACUGCAUCCCUGCCCCUUAAACGCACAAUGUGUGAACGUCAUGGGCACCUUCAACUGUACUUGUCUCCCUGGUUACGAAGGAGAUGGGCACUCAUGCACAGAUGUCAAUGAGUGCAGCAUAAGCAAACAUAACUGUAGCACUGAUUCCUUGUGCAAUAACACUAUUGGCUCUUAUACUUGCACGUGCCUUGACGGCUUUCAAGGUAAUGGCUUUUCAUGUAAAGACGUAGACGAGUGUAAAACAGACGUUCAUGAUUGCAGCCCCCAUGCAUCCUGCACUAAUGCAAUUGGUGGUCACAACUGCUCUUGUCUGCCAGGUUUCCAAGGUGAUGGGCGGACCUGUCAAGAUGUUGAUGAGUGCAAAGCCUUGAGCCAUAACUGCAGUAUUCAUGCAUCGUGUAUAAACACACUUGGUGGAUAUGAAUGCAAAUGCCGAGACGGAUUUGAAGGCACCGGAUUUGAAUGUAUAGACAAGGAUGAAUGUGAGAUGAAAACCCACAAUUGUAGCCGUCAUGCAAACUGCAGAAACAACGUCGGUGCAUAUAACUGUAGUUGUCAUGAUGGUUAUGAAGGCAAUGGAUGGUCUUGCACAGACGUAGACGAAUGCAUGACUAAAACACAUAACUGCAGUAUAAACGCAUUCUGCACAAACAAUAUCGGUUCAUAUAACUGCACUUGUCAUGAUGGUUAUGAAGGCAACGGAUGGUCUUGCACAGACGUAGACGAAUGCAAUACUAAAACACAUAACUGCAGUAUAAAUGCAUUCUGCACAAACAAUAUCGGUUCAUAUAACUGCACUUGUCAUGAUGGUUAUGAAGGCAGUGGAUGGUCUUGCACAGACGUAGACGAAUGCAAGACAAAAACACAUCGGUGCAGUAUAAACGCAUUCUGCACAAACAAUAUCGGUUCAUAUAACUGCACUUGUCAUGAUGGUUAUGAAGGCAAUGGAUGGUCUUGCACAGACGUAGACGAAUGCAAGACUAAAACACAUGACUGCAGUAUAAAUGCAUUCUGCACAAAUAAUGUCGGUUCAUAUAACUGCACUUGUCAUGAUGGUUAUGAAGGCAAUGGAUGGUCUUGCACAGACGUAGACGAAUGCAAGACCAAAACACAUCACUGCAGUAUAAAUGCAUUCUGCACAAACAAUAUCGGUUCCUACAAUUGUAGUUGCCGUGGAGGAUUUAAAGGUGAUGGACGAGCGUGCAGAGACAUUGAUGAGUGCAAAAUGCAGACACACAAUUGCAGUAUCUAUGCAUCCUGUACGAACAGCAUCGGUGCAUUCAGAUGCAAGUGCUUUGAUGGAUAUGAAGGUAAUGGAUGGGAAUGCACUGACAUCGAUGAGUGUAGGAUUGGAACUGACAACUGUCACUCUAGUGCUAGUUGUGUGAACAAGCCAGGUUCGUACAGUUGCUUCUGCAAAAGAGGGUACACGGGGAAUGGACGGUACUGCACAGGUAAGCAGUCUCCAGUGUAAUACCAAACUAUAGAAGCAAAGCUCAACAUUGAACCCGGCGUGUCCAAGCGGUGAAAUUCGACAAUUGAUAAAAUCGAUCGUAAUCGAUAGUAAUACUGAAUCGAGUGAUAUCGGAAAUGGAUUAAAAAAUCAGAGAUCGAAAGAGUUGAUUAUCGAUUUUUAUUAAUUUUCAUCGAUCAUAUCGAUUGUCAAUGGUAAUCGUUUGACCAUAAUUUCAGAAACGUUUGAGCUAUGCAUUAGAAAUUGAAAGUAUUACCGGUUGUAAUUUUUCACUUCCUAAAAGGAAAUCUUUCGUUCCAUAGCUGUUUUUCUUCUAGCCGUUUUUAGCCGUUUUUAGUCAAAAGUCGUCACGCAACGCUCCUCCCCAGUUUGUGGGGAGGAGCGUUGCGUGACUACUCUAACGGCUGUGUAGCAGACUAUUUUUCUUCUAAAUGUGUCGAAAAUACGAAAAAAAAUGAUUGAAAGUGUGUUGAAAACUCUCUUCGAAAAGUCUGAUCAUUUGAAACUCGAGAUGCGUGGACAAAAAAUAACUAAAUAGCCCCCUAUGACGUAAAUUUGUUGAACAACGUUUCUAGAAAGUACCGACUCCUACAAAUAACAAGAGGUCCGGCCACUUUCCCCGCUUUUAUGCGACGUAAACUAAAACUGUACAACAGAAAUUCAUAAACUGGUGUCUAGCGCUCUUUAAAAUCCAUAAGAAUUGAUACAAUUAAGAGGACCUGCAUUGUGAGUAUCGAUUUUCAUCGAUUGAAGAAACCAAUCAAUAUUAAUCAACUAAAUUUUUAUCGAUUUCACCGAUUAUAUUGAUUGGUUUCCGAUGAUUGAUUUUCAUCGAUUGGGCACGCCGGGCAUUGAAUUAGUACACCCUCAAGCUUUCUCAUGACAGGUCUAACAUGAAAUAUCGAAGAUUUCAACUCUUGUACACGGUUGUUUUGAUAUCUUAAAACGCCUAAAAUGGCAAUAGACAAAUCUGACUACACAGGAAGCUGUCACCCGUUUUCGGGUCUUCCUGUUAUACUGACAGAGAGCUCAGUUUUGGUUGAUCUUUAAAAUUUCUGGGAGAAAGGUUCAUCUUUCUGGGAAUUUGGACUCCCUAACUGAGCGUGAGUUAAAGGCCUUUGACUAGAGCUCUUAAGAAUGGCAUCGUCUUAUAACGACUUCACCGUAUUAUUAUUUGGUCUUUAGAUAUAAAUGAGUGCCAACCCAUGAAGACAAAGUGCAGUCCAAAUGCGCGAUGCAUCAAUAACCAAGGAUCUUACAGUUGUAAGUGCCUGGACGGAUACCAAGGCGAUGGCGAAACGUGCUAUGAUGAGGACGAGUGUAGUCGAAAUCCUUGCAACCCGAACGCAGUUUGCAGAAAUACAGACGGCUCGUACACCUGCUGCUGUAAAACCGGUUUUCGAGGAGACGGAAAGUGGUGUGAUGACUAUAACGAGUGCCUAGCGGGUAUUUAUGACUGUCACAAAAAAGCCGUCUGUGUAAAUACAUGGGGAUCGUAUCGCUGUUCCUGUUCCAAAGGGUAUCAUGGAGAUGGCCACGUCUGUAAAGGUGAGGGAUUCGGUCAUAUCCGACAAAGUAUAGCUCUUGGAAAUGGAGGGGUCUCCUACGAAUUCUUGGUAGAGCUUUGCCACCCGAUUCUUUAAAUCCUGACCCUAUUUCAGACCGAAACAUCAUUUUGCACACCCGUUUUCAGACAUGAUUAGUUUGUGAACCGAUUAUGGCGUUUAAGUAAAAUCACGAGGGCUUUUGCAGAAGACAGACACUGGCUGCUCUUCUCCUUUAAAAUGCUCUUGGAGCUGAAAAGAGAAAUGCUUUAUAUGCCCCCCUGGUUCCCUUGCGGCGCUUGCUCGAGCACGCAGAGCUCCGCUCUUACUAAGGUAAGGAAGUGGCCCCAUUCCCCGAGCUUCGUUUAUAGGGGUCGAACUCCAGUCAUUACUAGUAAUACUCGGAUAAAAAUUCACGCUAUUUCCCAGAUAAAACAAUUUUAAUUUUUAAGGCACGUCCGGCUUUACUAAUACUGGCGAGUGUUGAAUAUAAAAGGUAUAUUUUUUUAGUCUUCCUUGAAAGAACUUACAAAAGUAUAAGUCCAAUUACGGUUCGUGAAAGUAUUCAGGCUAGCUGGUCAACUUCACGUCAAAAACUGACAAGGCUUUAUAGUACAUUCUUGUUUUUUGCUGACACUAACCAACAACCAAAAUCAGCAAAACCGGGUGUUGGGUAUGGUUGAUGGAGCUUAACAGCCAAAAUAAGCAAAAUUAGGUGUUGGGUGUGCUUGACGAGGCUUUAAAUGUUUACAUGACCUACACCUUAACCCUUAAUAACGACGGAACAUCUUUUUUUUCUUUUCCCAGUUUCUUCUUCCAGCAGCAUAAUACCGACAAGAUUUCUUUUUGUCGUCAUGCUUACCGUUUCUUAUGUGAUGUUAACUUGAGGACGAGGGCGGCGAUUCUGAAACAAUUCUACACGUUUUAUGAUUGAUACUGAGCCUCGACUCAUGUCAUUCACAAAGGAUUUUUCUAGUCCAGUGCAGGAGAAAGGGUUUGGAAUCGGCCUAAAUAGAGUAAAGUUUCGUUUUCAGAAAUCGGUAGCAAAUCGCGUGCUAAGACUUUAUUACUAUUGGCCACACAAAUCGAAGAAAAACAAUGAAAAUGGUUAGUUUUUUGCUAACGUAAAACUAUUUUUGUCAAAAAGUAUGUAUCCACAAAAUCAUCUAAAACUUUGACAAUCUUACCACUAAAGUUAGAGUCUAGAACUCUGAGCUGGUAGCGAAGCGUGGUAACGAAAACGGGUUCUUUACGACAUAAGAUAAGAAACCUGUUGCCUCCAACGCGCUGGGGCAGUGGUUACAAUUUAAGAAAACAGUGCAAUUUCAAGUAGCCAAUUUGAAAACCCAGUUGGGCAAGUAACUCCUUCAUAUACGCCAGAUCUGCCUUUUGUAAAGUAUUUGUAAAUAUUUUUAAUUCUACUUUUAUUAUUCAUAGACUAUUACUAUAUUUUUUUGGUGUAUUAUUAUCAUAGUUUUAUUACGGUAUUGUAAAACUACAUAUUUCAUGCAGUUUCAGCUUGUGUGAUCAUGUCCGUAAUUUUCAUGACCGCUCUGUUUUACAAAGCAUUGAUACUACAAGGAGAAAUUGGAUGCUGAUCACUCUUAGGGCUUAAAGGGUUAAAGGGGAUAUGUCACGCUACUUCCUAUUUCUUUGAAAAGCUAAAAUUUGUCUUGAAACUCCGAGUUACAACAGUUUUCAUCCUUCGCAUUUGGAUGUUGUGUAUAUUUUAUCAUGCAUUAAGCACCAAGGAUUAGUGAAAGAAUCUGUUUAUCGUUUGUCAAUUUUACUAUUAAGAUGUAAAUUGAAUGUGUUCAAGAUUCAAACAACUUAUUUAUUAUUAUAAGUUUUAUAUGACUCACUAUGCUAGUAGGCAAAUUAGGUAAUAGUACUGGAAGAUGAAUACAAUGUGUUUAAAAGAGUAGUAAAAAGUACUAUAUAAUUUGCGACAAAGAAAAAAAGAUAAAGUCUAUGAAACCAACUGACUCCUGUUAAACCUCUCAGUAAUCAUGCAAAAAGAACAUUGACAUGGUGCUCGGAGAACAACUUCGUAGGUACGAUCUAAUCCACUGGGCCCGGUUCCUGAAAGGCCGAUUGGCACUAAUCUGGGAUUGAAAUUUUGUUUCACUUUUCGUAUUUACCUUCCUAUGCAUUGCCUAGAGUAACAUUUUGUGUGUGGAAGUAAAGGCACAACAGUAUUUUGUAGGCUCGAGGAUCAUGUUCUUGGACAAGAAAACCUUGCUUAAAAUUGGCUUAAUCCUGGGUUAAACUCAACAAUCUUUCCAGGAACCGCGCCCUGAGCUGCAUGCAAGUCAAGAUCAAACCAGUUUGUUGUUGUUGUUGUUGUUUUUAAUUUUAUCAAUACGCUGUGCUUGUCAACCGCAUCAAAUGGGCUUUCUUUAGAUCUAGGAAAAGUACACUAUUAAUUACCUCAUUAUCAAUAUUUAAGUACCAGUUCUUAGUAGCUUCAAGGAAGCAAUAAAAGUAAAAUGUAUCGGUCUAAAAUCAUGCAGAGUAUCCGCCACUAAAUUAUUGCGAAUCAGGUAUUCAUAAAGUAGAUCAAAAAAUAAGGCUGGCUAUGUCCACGCGUUUAGGGCUUCUGUUCCCACGCAUGAACGGUUGUGGUGGCGCAGUUUCUGUGACGAGUGACACUGCGCUACGCCGAUCUCAAAAGCGGACCGUCACAUAUCGGACAGGUUUUGUACCCUACUUUGGUGCAGAGCGAAUACUAUUCAGCCCGUCGUGGAAGUAAAUACGUAGGAGCCAAGAACGGAACCCACUGAGACGGAAGUAAAUAUUCACGAGUGAGGACUGGAAUUUAGUGCACCAAUCCCUCUCGGCCAAACGCAACGGCUCGAUGUUCGAUGUGUGUCAACGACUUGUGUCGUCCCGGGCCGUGUCUCUUUAUACAGUAUACCGGAUAGGCUUUCGUGCCGCCAAGAAAACCUAUCCAGCAUAAGGGCCUAUAACUUGUCUUCAGUUAUAUUAAAUUUCGAACAUUUUUGUAGUUUAAAGAAUUUUUGCGAAGAAAUAAAAGUUA
This is a messenger RNA of Porites lobata, 15834 nucleotides long. NCBI's taxonomy places the organism in Eukaryota, Metazoa, Cnidaria, Anthozoa, Scleractinia, Poritidae. The record is from the annotation of a GenBank genome assembly.